AAAAGAAAAAAAAAGGCCCGCUACAUUGCCCUCAUUUUUUGUCCUCUUUCUAUCAUUUCAUUGAAACUACAGUCUUUAUACCUCUUUAACACUCCCUUUUGCAAAAUUUGUUCUUCUCUCAAUGAUGGUAACUUUUAUUUUUUCUCUUCAGUGAAAUUUGUUGUAUGAAAGUUGGGUUUCUUACGUUUAGUUUAGUUCUGUUUGCUGUGGUGGGUUUGAAUUUUUGAGUUUUGGGGUUAGUUUUUACUGGAUGUGAACUUCAAAAUCAGAACUUUGAAAGAUUUUAGGAUUUUUGGGUUAGUGUUACGUUGCCCGUAGUUGUGAUUGUUGGAAUGCCGGGAAAGGAAGAUGCAUCGGGUGGUGGGGCUGAUGGUUCUCAGGACCCGUGCCAGCUGGCAAAUGGUCGGAGAAUGUACUGGCGGUCAGCAUCAUGGUCGUCUUCGAGGACUUCAUUGCCUCCGCUUAACCCAGAUAUCGAAAAAGAUGGGUUGGAUCCAAAUGGAAGUAGUAAUUGUUCUCAGGGUAGGAGGCAGCCUUUAACCCCUAGGUCGAGUUUCAAGGCUAGGUCGUGUCUGCCACCGUUGCAGCCAUUAGCAAUUGCUCGUAGAAGUCUGGAUGAGUGGCCGAGAGCAGGAUCCGAUGAUAUUGGAGAGUGGGGGCCACUUCCUUCUACCCCCAGUAGUGAGAGGCUUAAGUUGGAUUUGUCAAACAUACAUAAAAAUCCACCAGAGACUAACGGUGGGCUUGUGAGAAGAGAAAAGAUUGCUUUUUUCGAUAAAGAGUGUUCGAAGGUGGCCGAGCAUGUUUAUCUAGGCGGGGAUGCGGUUGCAAGAGAUAAAGAUAUACUAAAGCAAAAUGGAAUCACACAUGUUCUUAACUGUGUAGGGUUCGUAUGCCCUGAGUAUUUCAAGUCCGAUUUCGUAUACCGGACUUUGUGGUUGCAAGAUAGCCCGUCGGAAGAUAUUACUAGCAUUCUUUAUGAUGUUUUCGACUACUUUGAAGAUGUCAGGGUGCAAAAUGGAAGAGUUUUCGUUCAUUGCUGCCAAGGGGUUUCCCGGUCGACCUCGUUAGUUAUUGCUUAUCUUAUGUGGAGAGAAGGACAAAGUUUCGACGAUGCAUUUGAGUAUGUAAAGGCAGCGAGGGGUAUUGCGGAUCCCAAUAUGGGUUUCGCUUGUCAGUUGCUACAAUGCCAAAAAAGGGUUCAUGCUUUUCCUUUGAGCCCGAGUUCGUUAUUAAGGAUGUAUAGAGUUGCGCCUCAUUCGCCGUAUGAUCCCUUGCAUCUCGUCCCGAAAAUGUUAAACGAUCCCUCUCCAUCGGGAUUAGAUUCCAGAGGUGCAUUUAUUAUACAUAUACCUUCUGCGAUCUAUGUUUGGAUUGGUAAGAAAUGUGAAGCAAUCAUGGAAAGAGACGCCAGAGGGGCUGUGUGCCAGAUUGUUCGUUAUGAGAAAGUGCAGGGCCCGAUCAUAACUGUUACGGAAGGUGAGGAACCUUUGUACUUCUGGGAUGCUUUUUCCAAUUUCCUUCCGUUGAUGGACAAAUUAAAGAACGGAAGGGACGUUGUUGAGUCGUCGAGUAAAGUUUGCCCAGGGGAAAGAAAGGUGGAUAUGUAUAAUGUUGACUUUGAGAUUUUCCAAAAAGCUACUUCGGGUGGCUUUGUGCCUCCUGUUUCUUCAUGCGAGACUGAACAUGAAAUUGAAACCCGCCUUCCUGUUAGAGAAAGUUCUUGGAGUAUGCUAAGGCGAAAGUUUGUUUCCGGGAAUAUGAAGGAUUUUGUCUUUUCAACAAAGUCUGGUAUCUCUAGAAUCUAUCCUGAUGAUUCUAUGUUUGCAUCUAAACAGCUAAAUUCUUCUUCAAUGUUGUCUUCAUCGUCUUCAUGUUCAUCUUCUUCGUCAUCAGCCUCACCUUAUCUCUCUCCGGACUCGAUCUCGUCUGAUUCGAGCAUCAAUUCGAAAUGUCUUUCUGAUUCUCCACUUGUAUCACCUUCAAUCAUCCCUUCCAAGAUUUCUCCACAGUCCAUAUCUAAGACUUCAAAGUAUAUCGAUGUCAACUUCACUUCCCCAAAGACUUCUUCACAAUCGGCUCCUGCGCUAUCUAAAAAGUUUCCCCUUUCUAUCGCCGAGCGGAGAGGCAGCUUGUCGAAGUGUCUCAGGCUGCCAAUGCUGACUGAAGUGAAAAAUGAGUCUUUAAAUGAAGCAGCGAUUGGAGGCGAGAUUUUACAGUCCCCACAAGAGAUAAAGGGGAGUAAAAUCGAUGAACUGCAAGGGUCUUUAGAGAUUCUAAGCAUUGUUAAUCCAUCUGAUAAAGAAGCUUCUGUUUUUAGUGGCUUUCAUGAGUCAUGGGAGGAAAAACCUGUUGUAUAUCGGUGGCCCAGCUUGGAGAAACUUGCUACUUGUAGCAUUGAUGAUUUGGAUUCUAAGGGUGCAUAUAUUUUCAUUGUUCCAACUUCAGGUUUUGGAAAAGAGGCAUGUAAAGCUGUGUAUGUUUGGGUAGGAAGGUCUUUUAGUUGUGAGAUUAGCAAGAUUCGGCAAGUAAACCGCAAAGGGCUUGUUGGUGAUCCAGGGGAGAUUGACUGGAAACAGGCUGCUAUAGAUGUUCUUCAUCAAAUGGUUCUGCCAAUUGACACUAACAUUAAGGUUGUGAAAGAAAAUGAAGAGCCUGCUGAGUUCCUAGCAUUAUUGAGUUAGCCGUAAAGCUAACAUGAUUGAGGACGCAUCACGAAUCCCAGUAGAUGACUUCCUCUUCCGUACAGUUUCAGCUUCCAAAAUUUUCCUGCAACAAUUUUCUAGCUUUUGAGUGAUGUCCACCUGGCUAUAAUGUGUAGGGGGCUGCUUUUAGAAGUUGUCAGAGGUGGUUAACCUGAAUGUACAUGUACAGUGCUGCAACACCCGAUGACCCUUAGAGGCAAUUUGCUGACUUAACUACUUUUCAUUGUAAAUUUGCCAUGACUUAGAAAUUAGAAAUUUCACUGCCAGUUUAGUCUCUUAAUUCAAUAGUUACGUCUUCCUUUCAUUCUGUACAUUGCCUUUGCGCCAAUGAUUUUCAAAACUGCUGUUGGUUCCAAGCCAUUCUUAACGAUUAGAUGGUACUUAAUACUUUACAAUUAUGUUUACUCAUUCCAAACUUAAUGAUUUAGAUAAACUAUUCUUCUAUGUUGCA
Molecule: messenger RNA, 3156 nt
Organism: Lycium barbarum (goji berry)
Lineage: Eukaryota; Viridiplantae; Streptophyta; Magnoliopsida; Solanales; Solanaceae
Product: protein-tyrosine-phosphatase MKP1
Exons: 4
Coding region: 333-2684 (783 amino acids)
Biological process (GO): protein dephosphorylation
Molecular function (GO): protein tyrosine/serine/threonine phosphatase activity
Source: RefSeq, a predicted model, not a curated record